Hemisphaericaspora subhashii is the source of this 4422-nucleotide messenger RNA. RefSeq lists its product as uncharacterized. Lineage: Eukaryota; Fungi; Ascomycota; Pichiomycetes; Serinales; Debaryomycetaceae. The coding region runs from base 1 to 4422 and encodes 1473 amino acids. The record is from RefSeq and is a predicted model, not a curated record. The transcript has a single exon.
AUGGAUGCAGGAACAUCAGCCCUUAUGGGAGGUGGGCGUUCUAACAAAGCACGUCUAAGACAGCAAAUACUAAAUGGUGAACAAGACAUAGAAGCACUAAGUAAUACUCUUAAUCAAGAACAAGCUAUGCAACAACAACAGCAACAACAACGACGCUAUCAACCAGCUUAUACUCAACAACAACCAUAUUCAAAUAACCAUUCAAUGCUGUUUACUGAAGGAACUCCUGUCUAUAAUUAUAACCCUUCUAAUAAUGGUAUACCACCUGGUCCUCCUACUCAGGGAUCAAGAAAAUCUUCAUUAACUUCUCAAUCAGGUGUAAAUAGAUUCUUUAGAAGAAACAAAGUUGAUAACUUUAAUGAAGAUGCUGGUGCCGAUAUUGGUGAUUUAACAACCGGAAAUCAAAUGUCCUUUUCUGAUAUUACUCAUAUAAGAGGCAUGGGUGAUACUACUGCUCCUAUUAUACCUACUUUAGCUGCAGGAGCUGGUGGUGGUGGUGCAAUUCCAGGUGUUGUAGGAACUGGCGGACCAAAAAUGAAUAAUAUCCAAUAUAGAAAGCAAAUGAAUUAUCAAAAGAAAAUGGCAUUAUUGAAUGGAGCUAGAGCAAAUUCAUUAGCAAUGGGAGAAAAUCCAAUGCUUCAACAACAACCACAACAGCAACAACAACGGUAUCCACCGGGCGAUCCACGAGCAAUGUCGAUGACAAGUAAUCCAGGAUAUAACCCAAGAGCAAUGUCACUAUCCAGUAAUGCAGGCAUGAUGCAACAACAACAAGGCGGACCAAGAGCUAUGUCAAUGAGGAGUGGUGCCUAUCCCCCUCCUCCAGGUCAACAACAACAACAACCAUUCCCUCCCCAACAACAAAGACCACAACAAUAUCAGCAAUACCCACCUGUUGGAGGACCUCGUGCUAUGUCAUUACAAAGUGGAUCUCAACCUGGCCCAUUUCCACAACCUCAGCCAAGACCAUAUGGAUAUGGACAACAACCUCAACAACAGCAAAUGCAACAACCUCCUUCAAAUGGACCAAGAACUAUGUCAUUACUGAAUACGAGAUAUAAUAACAAUCCAGCCUUCAAUAACAACAACAACAACAUGCCUCCACCUCAGCAAUAUGCCAGAACGAAAUCUUUGGGUGCUGGACCUGGACCUGGACCGAUGUAUCCCCCUGGAGCACAACCGCAAUUCAGACCUCAGAAUUUGGUGACUGGAAAUCCGCCACAAUUUCAAAGACAAGGUGGUGGACAAAUGUAUGGACAGUCUCCUCCGCAACAACAGAAUCAGCCGAGAAUUGCUCCUCCACAACUGCAGCAACAAGGAUAUACAUCUGAUCAAUAUAGUAAUGGACAGCAAGUGCCUCAACAAGGAUAUAAUGAUGAAGCAGUGCCACCUCAACAACGGCAAGCAUAUGGUGAUCAACAAGGAUAUGUUAGUGAACUCCCACCACCUCAACAAAGUCACAGUGAUCAACAACAGGGAUAUAGGGAAGAACAACAACCAGGAUACAUAGACCAACAGCCCCAAUCACAACAAUCAUCUCAAUCACGAAGCUAUGAUCAAGAAAAUGACUCAUAUCAACAACAAUCUCAGUCAUCUUUUGCUUAUGAACAACAGUCUCCAGAACGUCAACCAGAUGAAUAUGAAGAAGAUAAUCGAGUCCAACUGCCACCACCUCAACGAAACCCACAAAGAUCAACAACAGCAGGGAAUACAUUCACACCCCUCCCUCCACCCCCAUCAAAUCCAUAUCUGAUGAAUUAUUACAAUUCGUCGGAUUCAUUAAUGAAUGUAGUUGAAGAAGAAGAGGAGGAAGAAGAAGGGGAAGAACAUCAUGAUAGGAUAUCGAGGAAGAGUACUCUCCGGGUCCGGAAAUUGAAUUUAUUCAACGAUGUAGAAGAAGAAUCAGCUCCAAAAGAACCAGAAUCUAAUCAAAGAUAUCUUGAAGACAAGAAACAGGAAUCCGAAUUGGCGAAAUUGGAAGCGGUUGAAUUGAUUGAGAAGGAAAAACAAAAAGAAUCAAUGGUUGGAAUUUGGAAUACGAAGAAGAAAAGUGGUGGUAGUAUGCCGAGACGAAAACCACCUAGUCCAAGUCCGUUGGUUGAGAGUUUUGCUGAGCUGGUGAAGGCGUUGCCGGAAUUGCCUAGUCAUGAAGAAGAAGAACAAAAUGAUGACGAGCAGGAGGAGAGGGAUAUUGUGUAUAGAGCUGGCAGUAAAGAUCGCAGUGAUGUGGAUUUGAAUGAAGAAAUUGAGAUACCGGUGAUUACCAAACCUCUGCCUCGUCAACAAGGGACAAGGACACAAGAAGAAGAUGAUGAUGAAUUGGAACAUAAAGUGAGUAGAGAUAGAUCGAAUGGAAGGUAUGAUACUGAUGAUGCGUCUAGUGAAUAUGAAAGUCUGGAAUACAAUGAAAGUUCGACCACUUUCACUAGUAAUAAUAAUGGACCAAGUUCAGCAAUGUCAACUCCUGUUUUUAGAGUCAAGAGUCGAUUUGGAAACAAUGAAAAUGAUGAGAACGAUCUGACUAAACAACUGCCACCACAAGUGACGAAAACAUUAUCUCCACCAAGAUAUAUCAAAAAGCCAAUGGAUAGACAAAUCUCAAAUGGAUCAUUUAAUAAAAUUGUCGCAAAUACCGUAUUUAGCAAUUUCAAAUCUCCCGCUUCUGAUUCAAUUCCUCGAUUUGCAAGUCCUUCAAUGUCCCAAACCCCAUCAUUCACGCCAAUAACCCAAACAACAACCCAACCCGACCCAGCCGAGGAAGAAGAGCAACAACCCAAACCAGAACCAGAUUCCGUUUCAUCCAAAUCAUUGAAUGAUAAUAUGUCGGGAUCAUUAUAUAACAACGACGCCAGUUUUUCUUCAGAAGAUGAUGGAGUAGAUACUAGUUUUCAAAAGAUUUCUGCUCCAACUGAGGAAAAUGAAACAGAUGAAAUCAUCAGACAGGUUUCGAGUAGAUAUAGUGGAAGAAAUAGUGCUUAUUCAUAUUUCAAAGAGUCACUUCUGCCAGAUGUUGAAAAAGAUAUCAUGACUAAACGAGAUAUAUUGAUGGAAGAAGUUGAAGAAGAACAAGAUCUGGAGAAUUAUGAUGAUAAACAGUCAACUUUCGAGUUUGGUAGUGGGCUUAAAUCCAAGGUUUCGAGUGCGUCGAUUUCGAAGUCGGGAACUGCAAGUGGAUCAUUUGGGAAUUUGAAAAGAUCAAGUAGGUCGUCAAUUGGAGCUAAUGGAGGGAAUGUAAUUUCAAGAUCAGGGUCAUAUGUUAAUACAAGUAUGGUUCCUUCUCAUUUCAAUGCUACUCCGUCAUUACCACCUUCACCAAGAGUCUUAAUGGGAAGUUUUAGUGCUAACGGUGGAAAUAAUGAGAAUAGCAAUGGUUCAUUUGUCCCCCCUGAAUCACCAAGAGUUAUGAAUAGUGGAAGUUCCAGUAGACGUGAAUCUACAGUCUCAAAUGCUUCGACUUCUCGUCACUCCAAAUCAUUUAAUAUUUUCAAAAGAUUAUCGAAAUCAAACAAGAAAGAUGAUUCUCCAUUAACCAGAACUCGCACCAAUGAUUCCAUAACCAGUACCAUCAAAGCACCACUCACAUUCACAAAACAAGAAAUGAGUAUUAUGACCUGUAAUUCCGACUUAUUGAAUGAAUUAGAAUUUGUGACUACUGAACUAGCAUCUGCCAUUAAACGAGAAGUCGCUCUUGAAAACAAUAUAAGAUCCAAGAAUCAAAUGCCGAAAGAUAUUCAAGACUUACGUCAAGAAUUAAUCGAGAAACGGAAACUAGUGGUGGAAUUACAAGAUAAAUUAAAUAAAGAACGUCGAUUACGGUUCAUAUCUGAAGAACAUGCAUUAUUGAGUGAGCAUGGUCAAACUCCAAGUGCGUUGAAAUUGAAUUAUGAAAAUGUGGAAUUGUAUCGACAAUUAUUAAUCAAGAAUGAAGAGAUUAAUCAAUUGAAUGAACGCAUUGGCGAGAUUGAUAAUGCAAAACGAUUAGAUUCUGGGAUGGUGGAGAAGUAUAAUGAGCUAUUGAAGGAAAAUAUGGAAUUGAAGGUGAAUGAAAAUAGUCCAAGAAGAGGAAGAGAUUCUUGUAGGGACAAUAAUGAAGAUUUGAGGAUGGAAGUGAAUAAUUUGAGAGAACAACGUGAUGAAUUACGUGAUGUUAUUGAGAAUUUGAUAAAGAAUAAUCUGAUUGAGAUGAAAUCUGCACAAGAUAAAAUUGAGAAUUUACAAGGGAAAUUAAAUGAUAUGAAAUUGAUUAAUCAGAAAUUGACUACUAGAGGAGGACGAGGAGAUGAUGAAAAUGAUUAUAUCAAUGGAUAUAUCGGUGGAGAUGGUUCUGGAGGUGGUAAUGGUCAAUAUUAUGGAAAUAGAAAGAAUGGAGGUAAAUUACAAGGUCUUGCAGUUAUAAGCUCAAGUAAUCGAUUAUUUGAUUAA